This is a messenger RNA of Amphibalanus amphitrite, 500 nucleotides long. RefSeq lists its product as uncharacterized. Bases 56 to 415 code for a protein of 119 amino acids. The transcript has 3 exons. Lineage: Eukaryota; Metazoa; Arthropoda; Thecostraca; Balanomorpha; Balanidae. The record is from RefSeq and is a predicted model, not a curated record.
GACAGUGCCGCCUGGACGGCGAUACGAUACACUCCCAGUACACAGCCGGUCCCCAAUGGCCGCCCGCCGCUGCUGUACCGGCCCCCUGCCGCUGCUGCUGCUGGGGCUGCUGCUCUGGGUACGGCUCUGCCACGGAGCAGCCUGGACUCGACCGGCCACCGUCCACCCCGGCCGGGAGGGCGAGUGCUAUGUCUCGGAGGACGAUGUGGACGUACCUGGCGGGAUCUACCUGAAGCCGGGUCAGGACUACUACCGCUCCCCGGCCGCCUGUGAGGUCUUCAAGUGCAGAGAGUCCUCCAGAGGUCUGGAGCUCAGCUUUUAUUCGUGCGGUGUGCUCAUCCCUUCCGAGGGGUGUACGCUGGUAUCCAAUGAUACCGUCAACUACCCGCACUGCUGCCCCGAGAUCCGGUGCUAGCUCAGCUCCGAGAUCGGCGCUGGGUAUGGACUGUCGUGUGGGAUGUCCGUCUUGACACCAAGAGUGGUCAAUACACGAGUUCGGA